Arabidopsis lyrata subsp. lyrata is the source of this 2316-nucleotide messenger RNA. RefSeq names its product ervatamin-B. Gene Ontology annotation, cellular component: lysosome. Lineage: Eukaryota; Viridiplantae; Streptophyta; Magnoliopsida; Brassicales; Brassicaceae. Gene Ontology annotation, molecular function: cysteine-type endopeptidase activity. Bases 1195 to 2235 code for a protein of 346 amino acids. The transcript has 2 exons. The record is from RefSeq and is a predicted model, not a curated record.
GUACAAACAAAGGAAUGGGCAAGAAAAAGUCUUCAACAACAAUGAAAGGGAAAUAUAUUCGCAAGUGGAAUAAAAAGGUUUUCUCAGUUCAGUUAGAAAGUGGGAAUCAUCGAUUAUCUCUUAAGUGGAGCUUUUAAUUAUUACAUACACAGCACACAAAUUGAUUUAUAUAUAUAUUAUCUAUGUUAUUGCAACGAAAAAUCGAGAAUUGUUGAAUUUUUUAAUCUCUCUUAAUCUAACAUUAUAUCGUACGUAUCAUAUUAUCUCUUACGUUUUAUUACCAUCCCAUAUAGCUAAAUUAGAAACAUAUAUUGAUAAUAAAUAGUAGUUAUCCACCGAAAACAUCUUUCCCCCCCAACAUAAGCAUUAGAUUAAAUUUGAUAUGUGACGUAAAGAUAUUUUGCAUCUCAUCGCAUCAAGUAUUAUCUUCAUUAAACAAUUGCAUGCAGAAAGAAUUCAUAUAAUAAAAAAGUGGUAAAGAUCUAGUGGCCAUCAUUUCCAUUGGGCUACUAUACUUGGCACAGAGAGGUUCGAUCUCUAAAUUACAAGACAAAAAGACUUGAGCAUGAAUUAAGCCUUGAUUGGUCAUGCUUUCUGAAGACAUAAAAGACACCAUAAUAGAAACUAGCUAAUAUGAUGAAACGAAUCCAUUGUAAGUAUAUAUACCACUGGACCAUGAGUUGUUUCCCAAAAACAAUAGUUGCAAAGACAAUUUUGGGUUCGAAUUAAUAUAAUAUCUUAAAAGUUAUAACUCACAACGACCGAUAAACUUCAGAGUACGUUUGAUUGGACCAUGAUUGCAUUUAAACGCAAAUGUUAUACUACCCUAAAUCCUACGGUUACUAGUAAAUAAAGCUAGAUCUUAUCUCUUUAUUUUUAAGUGAAAUCGUCAUAGUAUAAACAUUAGUUGCAAUAUAUGUGCAUAUAAAGAUGGGAAAGUUGUUCCUCCAAAUAUCACGGCGCAAGUAAUGCAAAAUAUAGCAUCACUCAUAAUAGAGUCAACUUGCAAUUGCAAUUUGCUCUCAUUUUUUCAGUUAGUCAUAACUAACUCCGAAACUUUUCUUUAUAAAUAAUCUUCUCUCCAUCUUCACUUCCUCACCACAACACAACACAAAGAAACCGGCCUUUACAUAAAACCCUUACAAUUCUAUACUUCUUAGUGUGUAAACGUGUGAUUCUUUCAUCAAUAUCAAAAUGACAUCGAUAUUAUUCAUGUUUGUGAGUCUAACCAUUCUUUCCAUGAGUCUAAAAGUCUCUCAAGCCACAUCUCGUGUCACCUUCCACGAGCCAAUCGUUGCUGAACACCAUCAGCAAUGGAUGACUCGGUUCUCUCGAGUUUAUAGCGAUGAGCUCGAGAAACAAAUGAGAUUUGAUGUGUUCAAGAAAAACUUGAAGUUCAUUGAGAAAUUUAACAAGAAAGGGGAUAGAACAUACAAGCUUGGUGUCAACGAAUUUGCGGAUUGGACCAAAGAGGAGUUCAUUGCCACCCACACCGGUCUCAAGGGAUUUAACGGAAUUCCAUCCUCGGAAUUUGUCGAUGAAAUGAUACCUUCUUGGAAUUGGAAUGUCAGUGAUGUCGCCGGCCCUGAGAUCAAAGAUUGGAGAUACGAAGGAGCUGUAACACCUGUUAAAUACCAAGGCCAAUGUGGAUGUUGUUGGGCGUUUUCAAGCGUCGCAGCGGUGGAAGGUUUGACAAAGAUCGUUGGAGGCAACCUAGUAUCAUUGUCUGAACAACAACUUCUAGAUUGCGACAGAGAACGUGACAACGGUUGCAACGGUGGAAUAAUGUCAGACGCUUUCAGCUAUAUAAUUAAAAACCGAGGCAUUGCCUCAGAAGCAUCAUACCCUUACCAAGAGACAGAGGGGACAUGCCGGUACAAUGCAAAACCCUCCGCCUGGAUAAGAGGGUUCCAGACCGUUCCAAGCAACAACGAGCGUGCAUUGCUCGAGGCUGUAUCGAGGCAGCCUGUCUCGGUGUCCAUUGACGCGGAUGGUCCCGGUUUCAUGCAUUACUCAGGGGGAGUGUACGAUGAGCCUUACUGUGGGACCGACGUGAACCAUGCAGUGACAUUCGUUGGAUACGGAACGAGUCCGGAAGGGAUCAAGUACUGGCUUGCUAAGAACUCUUGGGGUGAGACUUGGGGAGAGAAUGGUUACAUUAGGAUCCGUAGAGAUGUGGCGUGGCCUCAAGGCAUGUGUGGUGUGGCUCAGUAUGCUUUUUAUCCGGUUGCCUAACUAAAUGGCAGAUGACUUAUUUUAUAUAAAAGUGAUAUAUUAUUUUAACAUUUAAACCACAAAAAUGGUGAUCUUGUUAUA